Messenger RNA from Hydra vulgaris (swiftwater hydra), 5504 nucleotides. Its product is annotated as kinesin-like protein KIF16B. Gene Ontology annotation, molecular function: microtubule motor activity; ATP binding; microtubule binding. Gene Ontology annotation, biological process: microtubule-based movement. The record is from RefSeq and is a predicted model, not a curated record. Lineage: Eukaryota; Metazoa; Cnidaria; Hydrozoa; Anthoathecata; Hydridae.
GUGUUAAAAGACUUUACAUAAAAAACUUGACAUAAAUUAAGAGUUUUCUUAGAAUUAGCUACGAAUUUUUUUUUCAGUUUGUUUUGAAAAUCUAAACAAAUUUCUUAAAAAUUUCUUUACAAAUAUGUAUAUGUUUCAAAUAAUCAUUAAGAAGUUAUAUUCUGAAGAAAAGUUAACAUUUGGAUUACAUUCGUAAAUAAAAAGUAGAUCAUGACAAGCGUUACUGUGUUGGUCAGGGCACGACCAUUGAGUUCAAGUGAGAUAACUUCUGGAGCAAAAGUUAUAUUAAAAAUGGAUAAAUACAAAACAUUUAUAAAUGGUCAUUAUGUAAAGAAAGAAGAUAAACUGAAAAUGAAAAGAAAAUUGAAAUCUGAGCGUUUUUUUUUCUUUGAAAGAUCUUAUUGGUCAGUUGAUAGAAAUGAUGAAAAUUUUGCUGAUCAAAAAACAAUUUAUGAUGAAUAUGGCACAAAAAUCGUUGAAUCUGCCCUUAAUGGCUAUAAUGCAUGUUUGUUUGCUUAUGGUCAGACUGGUUCUGGAAAAACAUAUACUAUGAUGGGGGAUGCUAACAAUAAAGGAGUUAUUCCACGAAUUUGUGAUGAUUUGUUUGCAAAUUUAAAUGACGAUAAAACGACAUUUAGAGUUGAAAUAAGUUACAUGGAAAUUUAUAAUGAGCAAGUGCGUGAUUUGCUUGAACGCAAUGUAAAGAAAUCCUCUCCAAAAUCUCUAAAAUUAAGAGAACACCCUAGAGAUGGACCAUUUGUCCAAGGAUUGACAGUGCAUCCUGUCACAGAUUAUGCAUCUAUUGAGAGUUUAUUGGAAGAAGGAAAUAAUGUUAGGGCGACAGCAGCAACUAACAUGAACAAUGUUAGCAGUCGAUCACAUGCUAUUUUCACUAUUAAAUUAUCACAGGCAAAACUGAAUGACAACAUCCCAAGUGAAAUAACUAGCAAAGUAAAUCUUGUUGACUUGGCUGGAAGUGAACGAGUUGGAUCAUCUGGGUCAACAGGCUCGCGAUUCAAAGAAGGAGCUUUUAUUAAUAAAUCACUAGUUAUCCUUAGUUUGGUUAUAUCAGCGCUUGCUGAAAAUAGCAGCCCUGUUAAAGUAUUUCCACGUCGCCAAGUAUUUGUACCCUAUCGUGAUUCUGUGUUGACAUGGCUGUUAAAAGAUAGUCUAGGUGGAAAUUCACGGACAAUUAUGAUUGCUACUGUGUCACCUGCUGAUAGUAGUUACAAUGAAACAUUAUCAACGUUAAAAUAUGCUAGUCAAACAAGAAAAAUUAUUAAUAGACCUGUGAUCAAUGAGGAUCCCAAUGUAAAGCUUAUACGAGAGCUUCGUGCAGAAAUUGCUGAACUCCAAAACUUGCUUUCAAUUUACAAAAUAAAUCAAAAUGAUAACUGUAAAGAUAAAGAUAUAAUGCAGGCCAAACUUAAUGAAAAUCAGGAGAGAGUGGAAAGUUUGACGAAGAAUUGGAUUGAUAAAAACAUGGAAGCACAAAAAGUUUUUAAGGAGAAAAGUAUUCAGCUUUCUUGUAAAGGUCAGCAAACUGUACUGUCUACUGUUAAAGUACAUCUUAUUAACAUGGAAGAUGACCCUCUUAAUACUGACAUUGUUAUAUAUCAUUUAAAUGAAGGAGAAACUUUGGUGGGAAACUUUGAUAUCAUUGAAAGUAAUUGCAUUGGUCUUAAAUAUCCUGGAAUUGAAAAAAAACAUUGCUCCAUCUUUGUUUCAACAAAUAAAGUUUCAAUUUCUCCUAUCGCUUUUCAUACAUAUUUAAAUGAUGUUCACCUUACCACAGAAAAUUAUUUAAGACAUGGUGAUAUUUUAAAGUUCGGGGAACAAAGGUUUCGCUUUUGCAAUCCAUCUGAAGCUGAACAACUUCGAGUAAAUAGAAAUUCGGGUAUCUUUUCCCCAGACGUGUCUCCAUUAGUUAUGGAUCACUAUCGAAGUACUGAAUGUUUUAAAGAUCUUAAUGAAACUGAUGCUGCUUUUCUUGAAAAUGAAAAAAAUAAAAAAAAUCUGACUUUUUUAAGACAUGAUAAUAAUGGACAGUUUCUAAGAAAUCAAAUUCGGCAAAAAACAGAUCAGCAGUUGAUUUCUAAUUAUAAGUAUCAUCGCCUUAGCUUUCCGGGAAAAUUUGACAACACAAUAAUGAACCAAACACUAGAAAAAAAAUUUAACAGCACAGAAAUUUUAUGUUCUUCUCCUUUGUCAUUCUUUCAACUGGAUCAGUUUUCAUCAAAUUCUGAUAUGAGCUUAUCAACAAUAAGUGAUAAUUAUCCAAAUUUUUUUGAUCCUUCAAGAUUGGAUCAAUCUAAUGAUGUUUUGAAAUUAGAUCAAUUUAACUUGAGAAACUCUCAAAGUAUCCCAUCACUUAGCAACUUUGAACAAAUUUCAAAUGUUUCCUUGAACAAAAAUCAUCAUAAAGAAACAAUAAGCGAAAUUAAUUAUGAAAUAAUGAAUGUAGAAGAAAAAAGGAUACUUUUGCAAGAUCUUAUUUCAAAGUUUCGCAAAAGCCAAGCUGAACAAAUAGAAUGUUGUUAUGAAAGUAUUCACAGAGCAUCAAUUAAUAGUAAUUUGUUUAUGACACAAUACAACAAAUUAGAAACGUUGCAAGCUUUACAAAAAGAACAUUUAAAAACUGCAUCAUCUGAUUUGUUUAAUUUUAAAAAUAAAAUUCUUGAAGAAAAAUAUAAAAAGCGCAAUAGUGCAAUGUUUGAAAUAAAUAACAGUUUGUUAAGUUUGAUAAACAAUGAUAAUGAUACUGUAGUUGAUGACACAAUUCGACAGAAAGUAACGAAAAAAAAUUAUGCAUUAAAAUUAGAGAUCGAAGAUUAUUGGAAAAAAAUGGAUUUGUACCAUGAUUUACUUGUUGUUUCAGAGAUAGGUAAAAUUAACUUGUUAAAUGAAGAACAACUUGUAAAACAAUGCAGAAAGUAUAUCAGUGAAAGACAUCUUCAGGUUGCUGGAGUUCAAGAAAGUAUAACCAAAUCAGAGUCAAUAAUCUCAUGUUUGACAACAGAUGUAGAUGAAUGUCAUUUAAGUGAGCAAAAAUUAAAACAAGAAAUUGAAAAAAUAAAGAUAGAUUACCUUGCUAAAUUUUGUGAAAAUGAAGAACAUUUUAAUAAAUUGCGCUGCUCACAUAGUGUUGAAUUAGACAUACUUAUAAAUGAGCUAUCUGUAUUAAAUGAACAAAUAGAGCAAACAAAUAGAACAAAUGAUGUUAUUGUCAAUGUUUAUUCAAAUGACAUUCAUGAAGAUGAAUAUAAUAAAAAUAUAGUUACCAGUACAUAUUCUGAAAACAAUAUAGAAUCAAAAAAUAAAGACAAUGAAUUAGAGUUAAAAAACAAAAGGGAUAUUAAAAAAAAGCUUAUAGAAGAAACUAAUCAAAAGAUUCAGAAUUCCAUACUUGAUUGUCGUUAUAUGUCUCUUCAGUUGCAAGAUGAAAUGUAUUGUAGAGUUACCCAAAAUGAAACACUUUUAAAGUCAAAGCAGGAUGAAAUUCAUGCUAUUCAGAAACAGAUACAUAAUGAACAGUUGAAGUUAAAAAAUUUUAUUUCCAAUUUAAAUAUACUUCAAUCAAAUUCCUACAUAGAGCAAGCUUUAGAAACAUACUAUGUUAAUCAAACAUCAAAAACUUACAACAGCUACAUGGAUAGUUUUAAUUCAUCUCAAAAAAUUCUUAAACAAACUUAUGCUCAACUUAAAGAAUCCCUAGAAAAAAAAAUUCAAGAUGAAUUUUUUUCUCUUGAGGAAAUACUUGAUUCAAUACCACAUAAAAAAUCUCAAAGGGGAUGUUUAGGAUCUAAUGAUACACAUACCCCUUUGAAAUAUCAACAGGGUAUGUUUAAUAAAAAUUUGCAACUUGUAUUUCAUUCAGCAAAUCCUUUUACCCAUGUAAAUGAUAUUUCUAAGCUGCAUAUGACAUAUGAAAACACAAAAUAUCUUCUCAUGGUCACAUGUAAAGAAAUUUGCUUACUCCUCCAAACACAUUUAAAGUUACACUUAGAAUUUAUAGAAGAUUAUUUUCAAAAAUCUGACUUAGAUAUUAUAUAUAAAAAUGACAGAGAAAAGAUUCAUGAUUUAAUGAACUUGCUUGAUAUGAAUGAGAACAAUCUUUAUAUUAAAAACUAUAAAAGUGAGGAAAACCAAGCUAUUAGUUUCCAAAAUAACAUUAAAAGACUGGAAAAUGAAAUGCGCAAUAAAAUAGUUCAAAUGGAAAGCAGCUCAGAUUUGAUUCUAAUACAUUGUAAUGUUUCUAAAAAUGAAGAAAAAAAUGAUUUUCAUCAAGCUCAGUUCUAUUCAUUAUGCUCAUGUGCUGAAACAGCUGAUGAAGAUUUAAAGAAUGUAUGGUUUAGCAUAGCAGAGUGUGCAUGCAUUGAGUCUUCAAUAGUAAAGUUACAGGUUAAAAUCAUGCAAGAACAAAAAAAUUACCUUACCAUGCUAAGAAAAACAGAAUAUGAAAAAGAAAUUGCAGAAACAGGUAAUUGUUUGAAGCAAUGUCAUUUAUUUCAAAAUGAAGCAAAUCAAGCUGCAGGCGGUUUGUUGAGAGAUGUUCAUUUUUGUUCUGUUUUAAUUGACUCUGUUGGAAAGUAUGGCAGAGAAAAGAUUGAAGAAAUAUUAAACACUGAAGAGAAGAUUGAUGAAAAGUGUUAUUCAGUUAAUGGCUGGAAAUACAAAUGCAAUCAGGAUGGAACUGUCUUAAUGAGAAAAAAUGCAGAGCAACCAGGUUAUCUAUGUGUGAUGGCAUGUAGUGUUAUUAAUGUAAAGCCACAAAUAGUUUGGGAUGCUAUACGUAAUCCACUUUUUCGUAAAGUUUAUGAUGACACAGUUGAGAAUAUGCACGUUGUUGAACACUGUAGCGAUCGUCUUAAAAUUAUUUAUCUCUGCCAAAAGAUAAAGUCACUCUUCUAUUCUCAAACUCAACUUGAUUGUUGUUGUGCUUAUACAGAACGAGUUGAAAGUAAUCAAUAUGUUUUAACAUAUGUCUCUGUUAACCAUUCUAAUUGCCCUGUCAUUAAAAAUAUUCAUCGUUUAAAUGUUGGUCCAAGUGGUUGGGUUGUUAAACUUCUUGUUAACGAUAUUGGUGAAGAAUCUUCAAUAGUAUGGUACCUAGUAAAUCUUCAAUGUGGAGAAGCAGUAACUCAGCACGUUUUAAACAAUCUUUAUCAAAAGAUUCCUUUAAGUAUAACAGCUCUUCGCAAUUACUUGGUUCAUUGAUUGGGAAAUGUGUUAAUAUAAAUGUUAUAGCAACGGCGUUACUAUUACUAUUAAUGUUGUAUAUUACAACUUUAUAUUAAUUUUUACCUGAGAACAUAAGUUUGGAAUUUUGAACGUUUAAAAUUAUAAAAGAAUUAACUAACGCUAUUUAUAUUUCACUAACACUAUUUUAUAUUUCACAUUUUAUUUCACUAAAUCAAACUUUCUCAAUGUUUGGAACAUAAUACCAUUAUUUUCAUUGAAAUAUUUAUUCUCAAAUUAUGUUUUAUACUUUAAGAUAUUUAUUG